AUAAAAUAUUAAGGACUGUCAUUUGAAAAAAGAAUCCUUAAAUAGUGAUUUCCUCUUCAAUGAUUUAAAGGACUUAAGAACUAUUUUCAAGCAAGAAGAGCAAGUUCAUAUAUUUCCUGUAUUCUAAAGAAAUUGAAAUGGAUUCAAGCGAAAAAGAGUGCUUAGAACAGUACAAAAAUGUAUCAUUAAUCGAUCCCUUUUGCGCGGCCGCAUGGGAUUCCUUCAUAUGCUGGCCACCUCUCUCCCCCGGGGAGAUGAUGAACAAGCCCUGCCCCCAAAUGGACACCAAAGGAACCGUCAUUGGUGAUGCUACACAUCCAGGCAUGUUUGCAGUGCGGAGUUGCGCCGAAAAUGGAAGCUGGGUGGAAAAUCGGACCAAUUUCAGCCUCUGCAUCACAAACAUGGCUAUGGCAUUUAUGGAAAAAUGCUGUCUGAAAUGCAGUCGCUUGAAGGUGCACAGGAACUUAUCGAUUGCUCUCCUCCUCAAUCUCAUGCUUCUGAUCGUCACCUCCUCGCCAGUCCUUUUAAAUGUUUCGUACAAGCACACGGAAUGGUUGUGCCGGGGUGUUCUCAUUCUGCAGAUGUACUCUGGGAUGGCCAGCAUCAACUGGAUGUUCGUUGAAGGGUUGUUGCUGCACAGUAGGGUCACCGUCCACAUCUUCAAGCAAGACGCACCCUUCAAACUCUAUUAUUGCAUUGGAUGGGGCAUUCCUGCGUUAUGCAUCGGAAGUUGGUGUUCGCUAAUGUAUAUGUACCACAACACGCCAUGCUGGUCUGGCUACGGAGAUUUACCCUACAUCUGGGUGAUUACGGGACCUAUGUUGGCAGCUUUGCUGGUGAACAGCGUAUUUUUGGUGGACAUAAUCCGAGUACUGGUGACGAAGCGACAUGCCAACUUUUCGACGGAGACCAACCAAGUCAGGAAAGCUAUUAAAGCCACUGCUUUGUUGUUUCCCCUUCUCGGCAUUCCCCACUUGUUGUUCUGCAUCAACCCGAAAGAUAAUGGAAAACUAGAAGAGGCCUACAUGAUCGUCAACGCCUUCGUCAAAUCCUCACAGGGUCUUUUUGUGUCCGUUCUUUACUGCUUCAUGAACAAUGACGUACAAACAGCUCUUCGCAAAGCUUACAUGCGGGCCAUCAUCCGCCGGAACCCGAACCAUCGCUAUACCUGUAGGACCAGAGGUAUGUCUCAGACAUCCGGGACAUACCUGUCCCACUCGGAUGGCAACAUCCUUGGAGAGCCGGGGGGUAGGAAGAUCGGGACAUCCAGGACCGUCUUGAGACUACAGGAGCCCCCCAGCCGCAGCGAGAGCAAGUCCAGGUCCGAGUACAUGACGGUCAUUUUCUGAAGGCAUUUCAUCAUCGAUGUUUUUUGGAUCCUGUUUUUAUGUGCUUCUAAGUGUUUUAUAUGCUUUGUCC
This is a messenger RNA of Argiope bruennichi, 1419 nucleotides long. RefSeq names its product corticotropin-releasing factor receptor 2-like. Lineage: Eukaryota; Metazoa; Arthropoda; Arachnida; Araneae; Araneidae. Gene Ontology annotation, molecular function: G protein-coupled peptide receptor activity. Gene Ontology annotation, biological process: adenylate cyclase-modulating G protein-coupled receptor signaling pathway; cell surface receptor signaling pathway. Gene Ontology annotation, cellular component: plasma membrane. The record is from RefSeq and is a predicted model, not a curated record. The transcript is spliced from 11 exons. Bases 138 to 1349 code for a protein of 403 amino acids.